AUGCGUCGUCGAGCUGACAUGGAUAUGGGCAACCACCGAGAUGGGACACAUGAGCGUGCCGCCAGAGACCAUGUCGAACAUGUAUCACUUCUAUCAAGGUGGCGUCCUUCACAUCAGAUGAAACUUCUAGAGGCUACCACUCCGAGUCGUGUAACUCCGGACGAAGAGGAGAACAGUCCGGCUCCAGCCUUUCCCCACCACUGCCCUGCCGCCGUCGGUGCCGCUGCCGCUGCCGCUGCAGUGCCGCCAGCUGAGUGUGAGCUCGACGUCGACAGCGCGCGGGGCAAGCACAAUAUAUCGCGCAAAAGAGAGCCGCUCGUCUCUGCUGAUCUGUCGAAGCCCGACGAAACUGAACCUUGCGCGCCUGCCUUCAUUGUGACCAAGCCUGACCACUCGGCAUCGAGCAAUGUCUGGCAAGAUCACCACAUUUCCAGCCAGCCAAACUUCGGCUUCCCUGUUGCGAAGUUCCCGAUCCGUUGGUCGUCGGCAUAUCAGAUGUACAGUAGCUUCCUCCGAUCGGCGCUUCCGAAGGACGACGGCCCCUCCUUCGAUAUGUGCUCGAAAUGCGUACGGUCAAUCAGUGGCUGA
Molecule: messenger RNA, 588 nt
Organism: Neurospora crassa OR74A
Lineage: Eukaryota; Fungi; Ascomycota; Sordariomycetes; Sordariales; Sordariaceae
Exons: 3
Coding region: 1-588 (195 amino acids)
Source: RefSeq, a predicted model, not a curated record